Suillus paluster is the source of this 822-nucleotide messenger RNA. RefSeq lists its product as uncharacterized. Bases 1 to 753 code for a protein of 250 amino acids. Gene Ontology annotation, molecular function: nucleic acid binding. The record is from RefSeq and is a predicted model, not a curated record. Lineage: Eukaryota; Fungi; Basidiomycota; Agaricomycetes; Boletales; Suillaceae. The transcript has 6 exons.
AUGUGCCCUUUUGAGAGGACUGGAUGCUGCAUGGCUCAACUUCUUCGCCAGCAAGAGGAUUUUCGCUGCCAGGUGUCAAUGCUUGAACAAUGCAUCAAGGAUGCUGGUCAUGAAUGUAUUUUUUUACUCAAAUUUCAUUGUGAACUCAAGCCUAUUGAAAUGUAUUGGGGUUGGUGCAAAUACUGCUAUUGUCAGAUUGUGAAGUCAAACUUUGCAGCAGCAAAAAAGGCUGCUGUGGAAGUUCUUGAUUCCUGUCCAGCCAAGAUUUGGACUAACCAGAAAAGCUGCAGAAUGGGCAGUACGAAAGCAGAAACAGCACAGACAAGUAUCACAACAUGCUAUGAUGGCAAUCAAGGCAGUGCUACCCAAUGCAGCCAGAAGUCAGUGAAAGUUUUUGGGAAAAAACCCAGAGGGUUUUUCGGCCAAAAACACACACCCAAACUGGGUAGCAAGGCCAAAAAUAUCGUGGGAAAACUUCGAACUAGUGUCUUUUUGUUCAUAUCUGGCCUUGGUUUUGGCUCAAAAAAAUCAUCUGCAGCCGCUAUCAAAGUUGGCAUUGACAGACCCGGCGCAAUGCAUGAGCCCUUUGGAAUGGUCUUCCUUAGUAGCCGAUGUCACAGGCAUAUCAUAUACAACAAGAGUUUUAGGGCUCUGGAACAAUUAGGUCUCCCAGGAGAGACCCACAAUAAUAUUAAUGCUGAGGCCUCCGGUCCUCCCAUAGGCGUCAGUAUCGCCGACAGGCAUAGUGUCUGAGGUCUCAGUCCUGGCCCAUCAUGAGUAUAAAGGAGGUCAGUAGCAUCAUCAGCUAAUCGUUUGAUGUUU